AAGGGCAAAAAAAGAGAGAAAAUAUAAAUUAAAAUUAAAAUAAAUAAAUAAAAAAACACAACCUUUCAAGUUUCAACCCUUUAUGAAGGUUUCAUUCAUUCAUUGUUACCAUUCCAAUUGUUCCAUGUUCAUGGUUUCAGCGUAGAGCAAGUUCGUUCCUUUUGUGUAUGCAAUAGAAGAGGGUUUCUUUCAGCAUAAAGGGUCGUAACCGUUUUUGCGUUUAACCCUUCUAACCGCUGAAAAGAGCCUUCUUUUUCUUCUGUGUUUUCGUUUGUGAAUUUGAGAUUUUGAGGCAUUUAAGGACGGUGUUGUUGUUGCUGUUGUUGAUUCUACGAGAAUGAUCAGAUUAUGGAUCAGCUGUCUGCAAUUGGUGGAGCUUUUUGUGAGCUCAUUGGUUCAUUUGCUAUAUGGGUUUUACAUAUUUAGUUCUGCUGUUGCUGGAGAUCUCUCACAGGCUCUCAAUGAUUAUUUUCAUAAGGCUAAUUUGAAUGAUGUUGAGGUUGAGGAGAAAGUGGUUAAGGGAGAGAAUGAAGGAAAUGGUGAUGAUCUGCCUCCUAUUGUGCUUGUUCAUGGGAUUUUUGGAUUUGGCAAAGGGAGAUUGGGUGCUUUGUCAUACUUUGGUGGGGCAGAGAAGAAGGAUGAAAGGGUUCUUGUCCCUGAUUUGGGCUCUCUAACCAGCAUCUAUGAUAGGGCUAGAGAGUUGUUCUAUUAUUUGAAAGGAGGCCAGGUUGAUUAUGGUGAAGAGCAUAGCAAGGCUUGCGGACACUCGCAAUUCGGACGAGUAUAUGAACGAGGGCACUACCCUGAGUGGGAUGAGGAUCACCCAAUUCAUUUUGUUGGCCACUCAGCUGGAGCACAGGUUGUUCGUGUCUUGCAACAAAUGCUUGCUGAUAAGGCAUUCAAGGGGUAUGAAGACACUUCAGAGAACUGGGUAUUAAGCAUCACAGCCUUAUCUGGAGCAUUUAAUGGGACUACAAGAACCUAUUUAGAUGGCAUGCAGCCAGAAGAUGGGAUUACAUUGAAACCUAUUUGCCUGCUACAGCUGUGCCGAAUCGGGGUGAUCAUAUAUGAUUGGUUCGACAUUCCCUGGCUGAAGAACUACUACAAUUUUGGGUUUGAUCACUUUAACAUGUCAUGGAGAAAGAUGGGCAUAUGGGGUCUUGUUGAUUGCCUCUUGGGGAAUGCAGGUCCAUUUGCAUCAGGAGAUUGGAUCCUUCCUGAUCUCACACUGCAAGGGUCUAUAAAACUCAACUACAAACUCCAUACAUUUCCUAACACAUACUACUUCAGCUACGCGACCAAGCGUACAACGAAGAUCAUGGGUGUCACAGUUCCUUCAAGCAUACUUGGAUGUCACCCAUUGCUUUUCAUAAGAGUUUUGCAGAUGAGUCAAUGGAGUCAUCCUCCAGAUGUUUCUCCUCCUUAUAAAGGAUACAGGGAUGAGGACUGGCAAGACAAUGAUGGAGCACUAAACACGAUAUCAAUGACUCAUCCUCGCUUCCCAAUUGAACACCCUAGCCUUUUGGUUGAAAAGGAUUCAGAUUGCCAACCCUUACAACCUGGCAUCUGGUACUACAAGUUUGUGGAGGGUGAUCAUGUGCUAUUCAUUAUUAAUCGGGAGAGAGCAGGAGUCCAAUUUGACUUGAUCUAUGACAGUAUUUUCGAACGCUGCAGGAAGCACGUAUUUAGGAAGAAGCUUCCAACAUUGCCUAAUGAAGUCCAUCACUAGCACACCAUGUUAUACUCUCCCUUUCCUUUAUUCAAUUAGAAGAGAAAUAUGGAAAAAAAGAAACAGGCCAUUCAUUUCCAUUAGACGCCCCUUCGCUUCACCUUUGUAAAUGUAAAUUCAUUUUCUCACCUUUCCCCUCAUUUUUAUACCACCAACUGCUGUAAUUUUUAGGAUUGUGAGAGAUAUCACAUGCCUUAGUCAAUAGGUUGUCACAAUCACAAUAGUGUAAACAAUUAUCUCAAUACAAAAAUUAUUGUGAAAUUCAGUUCUUUUGUCA
Messenger RNA from Lotus japonicus, 2006 nucleotides. RefSeq lists its product as uncharacterized. The transcript is spliced from 8 exons. Lineage: Eukaryota; Viridiplantae; Streptophyta; Magnoliopsida; Fabales; Fabaceae. The coding region runs from base 338 to 1729 and encodes 463 amino acids. The record is from RefSeq and is a predicted model, not a curated record.